Molecule: messenger RNA, 1197 nt
Organism: Pichia kudriavzevii
Lineage: Eukaryota; Fungi; Ascomycota; Pichiomycetes; Pichiales; Pichiaceae
Exons: 1
Coding region: 1-1197 (398 amino acids)
Biological process (GO): sphingosine biosynthetic process
Cellular component (GO): intracellular membrane-bounded organelle; cytoplasm; membrane
Source: RefSeq, a predicted model, not a curated record
AUGUGCUUCACAGAGCUGCUGCUUUGGAGAAACAAUGACAAGGAGGAAGAUUCAGUUAUUGUCACUGAAGAUGCAAAUGGGCUAGAAAUGCAUUCGUUAGGUGAAACAUCUUUACAAAAAAUGGACACCUUCUUAAUUGAGGAUGAAACUUUGGCUCGUCUCUGCAAAGUGGAGAUUAUUCUGAUAGCAUCAACUCACUCUAAGAAGAAAUCGACCCAUCUGGUGGUGGGACAGCUAUUCGACUACUAUGGGAUCAAGUAUACUCUACUUGAAACCACCACGUCAAAGUCUAUCACGGAAUUCGCCCAACGCAACUACACAACAGGACAAGAGUACCUAUUCUUGUUCUUUUCAGGCGAUACUUGCCUCUUUGAGUUUGUCAACUUCUUCUACAGAGAGUUUGCAAAUCCAGAAGAUAUUCCAUCCACAACAUUCUUGCCGUUCCCACAUGGCACGGGAAAUGCCAUGGCAAACUCAAUAGGCCUACAUGACGAUAUCUCUUGCAUUCAGGCAUUGUUUAAGUUCAACCGUCACCAUCUCCCACUUUAUAGCCUCCAAACAUCAGCCACUUUGCUUCCAACAAACCCUGCCCUCUCCAAUCUCGCAGAUCUCUCCCAAACUCCAAUCUUAUUUACGGUAGUUGCCUCUUGGGGGCUGCAUUCCCUUAUAGUCUACGAGUCAGACAAGAGCGAACUCCGGAGCCGCUACGGGGCAGAGAGAUUCAGAAUAGCAGCCACUAAGAUAUUGGAGGAAAAUCCAGUAUUUAAGGGAUCCAUUUUAAACAACAAAUUAUAUUACUCUUUCCAAAACGGUUGGAGGGAAUCGCCAAUUGAAUGUACACAGGAUUUAUCGUACUUUGUACUGGCAGCACUAUCAAAUUUUGAGGAGAAGUUCACAAUCUCGCCAGCUUCCCUUGUGGAAAGGGACCAAUUGCACAUGGUAGCUAUUCCGUAUUCACCCUCAGUGGAGGUGAUGGAACUCAUGAAUGCCGCCUAUGAUAACGGCCGCCAUAUAAGCAGUAACUUGGUUUGCUACAAACCCGUUGAUCAGGAAUUGACCAUAACCCUAAAUGAGGCAACUGACCCGGAUAAGUGCAUCAUAUGCCUUGAUGGUAGCUCGUGGAAGGUUACAGGUCCUGACAAAAAACUGGUCUUUUCUUAUGUGGACCAAUCCUUUUUACAUUUUCUUUCCUUGUAG